Molecule: messenger RNA, 944 nt
Organism: Cryptococcus amylolentus CBS 6039
Lineage: Eukaryota; Fungi; Basidiomycota; Tremellomycetes; Tremellales; Cryptococcaceae
Exons: 3
Coding region: 144-701 (185 amino acids)
Source: RefSeq, a predicted model, not a curated record
UUGGAUCCUCGCUGUUGCGACUAUUCGUUACCUCCAAAACUCCCAUAUAUACCGCGGAAUACUUCUCUCCAUUCCCCCAUCACCCCGCACUUUCACCACUCUAUAUCUACAUCAAGCGCUACCCGCAGUAACAUUCCCCAGCCAUGCCCACCGCAACAGCUCCCACCCCCGCUCUCCCGGCCAACCCGCCACAAGCAUGGACGAAACCGACCCUAUCCAACACGUACGGCGGCAAGACCUACGAAGCCACCCAUCCCCAGCUGUUUGCCGUCGAGUUUACAGCCGGAAAGGGUUUGGAGGAAGGGUAUGCCAGUCGGCUGGUCGCUGUCAGGGACUAUAGCCCGGGAGAGGUGAUUACACCGUUGACAAACAUCUCGUUGGCGCCCGAGAAGGCGUAUUCUUCCGUGCAGUUUGGCCCGGGCCCUAGAGACCACCUCGAGCUCAACUCUGAUCUCUUAUUCAUGAACCACUCGUGCUCGCCCACAGCCGAAGUCCACCUCCCACCCGACGACCAUUCCCAAUGGGCCGUCCACGCCGCCUCCCACGGCAACGGUAUCAAGAAGGGCGAUGCUCUCACAUUCUUCUACCCGAGCACAGAAUGGGACAUGGCUCAAGGAUUCGAGUGUGCUUGUGGUUUCGACGUGAGUGCUUCAUUCACCUCUUUGAGCGUGGCCGGGGGGUUGCGUGAUAUGGCGGAAUGAGUGGGAGGCUGAUGGGGAUUUACAGAACUGCUUGGGGCAAGUGUACGGCGCAAAGCACAUCCCGGUUGAAGAGCUGAAGAAGCGGAGUUUCAUCAAUGAGCAUAUUCUGGCACUCAAAGAGGGGCAGUAGGGGUCCGAGUAGGAUCAUCGGGUAGCGGGGGCUUGUACAUAGGGGACGAUCUUGGGGGUGGGAUCUGUACAUGGGGCAAUCAAAAAGAAGGCAGAAGCCAAAGUGAAGCAUGC